Apis laboriosa (Himalayan honeybee) is the source of this 768-nucleotide messenger RNA. RefSeq lists its product as uncharacterized. Lineage: Eukaryota; Metazoa; Arthropoda; Insecta; Hymenoptera; Apidae. The record is from RefSeq and is a predicted model, not a curated record. The coding region runs from base 1 to 768 and encodes 255 amino acids. The transcript has 5 exons.
AUGACGAAUAUUAUUUAUUGUAUUUUAGCAAAUAAAGAGAUAUAUUCAAAAGCUAUUUUUUUUCUAUUAUAUCUCAAUAAUUACAUCCUGCGGAGCAACCACCGUGCCCAGGUAGCAUUGUUUAAUAAAACACAAAUCGUUUAUACUGGAUCUCUUAUAUCUAAUGGAUUCUUGCCUUAUAGAACGGUUCAAACUUAUCAGAAAUAUUGUAUCUGUGAAACAUCUUAUUCUUGUUCCUGUUGUCAAAAUGUUAUUAUUUUGUAUACCAAAGUUGAAAAGAAUCUUUGCGUUAAUUUUACAUAUCAAAGAAAUGGAUUGAAUAUUGAUAUUACGUUGAAUUCCGACAUGUUAAGAGCUAGAACAAUCACAGAUUAUAAAUUAUUAAAGUUUUGCACUAAUAUACCAGGAUGUUACUUCUCAUCUGUAUGCAUAAAUGUAUUAGAACUCAAUAAAUUUCCCAGAUCGAUCACUGCUUGUCUUCGAUUGGAUAUUUUCUCUAAGAAACGAUUAUGGCAAUUAAAUUAUGACUGCGUUGGCAUAUCAACAGAAUUGCCUACAAUACCAAGUAAUGGAACGAUGUCAACAACGGCUGGAACUGCAGGAAUGUCUACGACGAUGAGCGCUGGAAUGACAUCAGCAAUGACCACUAGUCAAGUAACUACUACGACGAUGAUAACAACGACGAUAAAAAGUACUACAUCACGAGAUGUAGAGGUGAUAACAGUACCGGGAAAUGAAUCAACAACGGUCGUGGAUAUCGAUAAAUAA